Molecule: messenger RNA, 2861 nt
Organism: Trachymyrmex cornetzi
Lineage: Eukaryota; Metazoa; Arthropoda; Insecta; Hymenoptera; Formicidae
Exons: 14
Coding region: 745-2478 (577 amino acids)
Source: RefSeq, a predicted model, not a curated record
UAACUUAAGAAACAUCGGAAAACCAGGCAGGGAAUUGAGAAGAAGAAGAAGAAGAACCUAAGAAUUUAAGGAAUAAAAUUUGCAAAAGUGAGGCCUCUAUCCCCCGAAAAGGGUAUCACAAGAUCCAAAUUCAUCGCAUGGUACUAUGACCCUUUUUCUUGGGUCAGAAAACCAAAUAGGAAAUUCAGAAGAAGAAUGAUUGGGACAAAAAUUACGGAUGGAAAAGAGAAUUAAUACAAAAAAUUGGUUGUGUUAUGUUGAUAAAAGCUACACUUAAAAUCAUCGUACCUAUAACGUUAUACUUUUGACAUGUAUAAAAUUUUACUAUCGAAAGUGUUGUUUCAAUUCAGACUUUAACUAUUGUGAAUAAAAAAAGUGACACAUAUUUUGUAAUUUUAACAUAUACUGCCAUAAGAGAAAGAGAUGAAUAUGCAUUACAUAUUUACAUCUGGAAUAAGAAGAAGCAAUCAAAUUGAUGAUAAGAUUGUACUUGAGAAAUCUGCGUGAUGAGAAAUUUGUCAUCACAAAGAGACAAUACUUGUUGCUUUCCAUGUUACUUUUCCUAUAUUGGUCAGUUUUUCGCUUUUAAGUAAUCAUCCUAAUAAACGAAAAUCAAUUUAAAUGGAUUUGAUGAUCUAACUGAAAUACGUUAAUAAUGUUGAAAAUUCUCAACAGUAAUCAUUCCUUAAUCUUAACGAAUUGAAAACGAACAAAAACGGAAGCGCCAAGGUCACGUUUAUCAAAAUGGAAAUAAUACCUGGUAAAAGGAAAGACAGUUUUAUAUAUGUAUAUGAGGGAUAUAAAUAUAAUAUUGAUAAAAGAUAUACUCAUGUAUAUCGCUGUGCAAGAAGACGCAGUCAUUUAUGUAGUGGCGUAUUAAUGAUACAAAAUGAAAAAUUUACUUUAGGAAAUAUGCAUAAUCAUCCAAGUGAGCCUCAUGUUAUAGAUGUUUUCAAAUUAAAAAGAGAAAUGAUUCAAAUGUCUAAAUAUACCACUGCAACAUCCAAAGAAAUAUAUGAUACAAUUUCUCAAAAGAAUCAAAGUGCAGCAGCAAAUAUUUCAUAUAAUGCAAUGAAAACUCUGUUGUCAAGAGAAAAAGUUAAAAUGCGACCUCCAGUACCUUCAAAUGUUUGUGAUUUAAAUGAUUUACUUAAAGAAUAUGAAUUUACAAAAUCUGUUUAUAAAAGCUGCAUUAUAUCUGAAGACAACAAAUAUUCAUAUAUUUUCACUACUGAUAAACUUUUAAAAUUAUUAGAGAAGAGUUCUGAAAUUUAUGUAAAUGGAACGUUUCCCGCUAUACCCAAAAUGCCAAGGUUUGCCAAAUUAUUUUCAGUACAUGUGCGGUACAUGGAAAAGGGUGUUGUAGUAUUACUUAUUUUAUGUGAAGCAAAAACAGAAUUUGUUUACAAUUCGAUAUGGAAAGAAAUAGUUAAAUUAGUACCUAACUUGCAAAACAAUUUACGUUUUAUAAUAAUGGAUUAUGAAAAAGUAUUAAUGAAUACUCUUCAUAAACAAUUUCCUCAGGCAUCUCUAUAUGGCUAUUGGUUCCAUUAUUGUCAAGCAGUUUUGAAAAAAUGGAUACAGUUAGGACUUACCAUACCGCAUAGGGUAGUGUCCAUAGCAAUGGCGUUAGCAUUAGCACCACCAGAAAUGUUUUCACAAGGUUUAAAUCUUAUGCAAAUCAUUACGAAUAAAGAAUGUUAUUUUUAUCCUAAUAUGUUGCUUUUUAUGGCAUAUAUGAAAAGUACAUGGCUCUCGAUAUUAGAAAAAGUUUGCGUAUAUCGCUGCCCAAAUAGGACCACUAACUUUGUAGAAUCAUUUCAUAAUAUCAUGGGACAUAAAAUGCAAACGGUUCAUCCAAAUUUAUGGAUAUUUUUAAAUAAUGUUUCUAAACUAAUUAUGAAUCAAGAAACCAAUUAUGAUCGUGUAAUAAAUGGUCAACAAAUGACAAAAAUCCGUUUUCCAUCCAGUAUGUUUAGAAAUAUAAAAAUACGAGACGCACAAAAUUAUUUAUCUUCUGGUCUUUUUUCUUUAGAACAAUUUCUGCAAGUUUAUGAUAAUGAAAUGAGUUAUCAGCAACAUCAAAUGUCAUCAUUAAUUGAUCUCAGUGUUGAAGACGAGGAAAUAUAUGCUGAUUUGCUUACAGAAGGAGCUGUUAAUUCAGUUUCAACUUCUGAGUUCCACGUUGAAAAAAGAGUCGAAGACGAAGAGGUAAAGACAAACGAGAGAGCAAUUUCAACGAAGUUGAAAUUAGGGAAAAAAAAAUUCAGGGAAAUACUCACGAUAACGCAGUUGAAGAUAUGGAAAAAGAAGUUGAAGAAAAUAUUUAUGCUAAUGAAGUUGAAGCUAGGGAAAAAGAAGUCGAGGAACAUACUUAAAAUAAUAAAGAACAUAUUCACGAAGUGUCUGAAGAUGGUGAUGGAUACUGGCUUAUUAAAAAGAGUACAGAAAAAGAAGAUGCUCCAUUUUUUUCUGUAAAAAAAUAUAAUGGAUUACAGGUAAAAGCAGAUACAUAAUGAAAGAAAAUGUACCAUAUGUUUAAAUGAAAAAUCUUAUAUAAUCUUCGUAUCACGUGGAUGUUGCUUCAAAAUUACGUACAGAAGUUAAAAUAUGAGAUAUCCUAUUUGCAGCAACAAUCAUCAUUGGUAUUAUCAACGGUAUAUAAUAUCAUAAAUCAGAUAAAGGGUUUCAAUUUAUGAAUAUCCCUAUCUUGUGAUUUUGAGAGUAAAUUUAUUAAGAGCUUUUCAGCUAGAGAAAUGACAAUUAAAGACACUGUCAGACACAAGAGCGCGAUGUAAAGUUGUUCAUUGUUUAAACUGCCAAAUUUUUUAUCUCCUAAAUAAUUAACAGCCAUGACUUAC